Cyprinodon variegatus (sheepshead minnow) is the source of this 2881-nucleotide messenger RNA. Its product is annotated as somatostatin receptor 3. The transcript has 3 exons. Gene Ontology annotation, cellular component: neuron projection; membrane. Bases 169 to 1629 code for a protein of 486 amino acids. Gene Ontology annotation, molecular function: somatostatin receptor activity; neuropeptide binding. The record is from RefSeq and is a predicted model, not a curated record. Gene Ontology annotation, biological process: neuropeptide signaling pathway. NCBI's taxonomy places the organism in Eukaryota, Metazoa, Chordata, Actinopteri, Cyprinodontiformes, Cyprinodontidae.
GACGCUCCCAGACGAACGCGAUCAUUUUUUAACCUCUCCUGUUUUAUUUAUUCACGGUCCAGCUCUCACUUCUCAAAGGAAAAACCACCUCAUAGAGAAAGGGCUAUUGGUGUGUCAGGGAUGGGAUCCUACAGGCUUGACUAAUGUGUGAUAUUUUCUAAAACCUCCAUGGAGCUCAUCCAGGCCACCCAGGUUUCCUUAGUGCCACAGGACAAAACCACAACUGCCUGGAACAACAGUUCGGUCCUGAUAUAUUUCCAUCCUUUGCUUUCUACUGUUUCCUAUGAGUCGAUUCCCAGCAUCAGCCAAGCUGAAGAUUCCUUCCUCUUUAACAGCAGCUGCUUUAACACUACUAAAGAUAUACCAACGUCCCUUCCAGGGUUGGCAGGGGUUUUCAUCCCUCUUAUAUAUGGGAUAGUUUGCAUCGUUGGGUUAGUGGGAAACACUCUGGUCAUUCAUGUGAUUGUGAACUACACAAAGAAUGAGUCAGUCACGAACAUCUACAUCCUCAACCUUGCAAUCGCAGAUGAACUUUUUAUGCUAGGUUUGCCCUUUCUGGCGGUGCAAAAUGCCCUCCUCUCUUGGCCCUUUGGCUCACUGAUGUGCCGUGUUGUAAUGACAGUAGAUGCCUUCAACCAGUUCACCAGCAUAUUCUGUCUCACUGUGAUGUCAGUUGAUCGGUACCUGGCAGUUGUUCAUCCCAUUCGGGCCUCCUGGUGGCGACGCCCCCACGUGGCAAAGGCUAUUAGUGCCACAGUAUGGCUGGUGUCCUUUGUGGUGGUGUUGCCAGUGGUGGUCUUUGCAGAUGUGCUGAAGGACGAUGGAAACUGCAGCAUCGUGUGGCCUGAACCAGCAGAAGUGUGGAAGACAUCUUUUAUUGUGUACACAUGCACUGUUGGCUUCUUCUGCCCGCUGCUUGUCAUCUCUUUAUGCUACCUACUGAUCAUCAUCAAGGUGAGGAAUGUAGGGAGGCGGACCCAGACCACAUCCUCCAGACGCAGAAGGUCAGAGCGAAAAAUCACCAGAAUGGUGGUGGUUGUUGUUGCAGUGUUUGUUUUCUGUUGGCUGCCAUUCUAUGCUCUCAACAUUCUGAACCUCCUCGUCGUCCUGCCUGGAGACUUCAGAGGACUCUACUAUUUUGUUGUCGUUCUUUCGUAUGCAAACAGCUGUGCCAACCCAAUACUGUACGGUUUUCUGUCAGACAACUUCAAGAGAGGCUUCAGAAAGGCUUUGUGCCGCACUUCACGCAAGGUGAAGAACAAUGACAGGGCUGCCACUGAGGCACAGCGGCCCACAGAGGAGUGGGGGGGCAUCGUGCUCCUGACACAGAAAAGAAUCGGCAACACACAUGGGAAAUACUGUGGUGGAAACAACGUCCUGGAGGAAGUGUCUGGAGCAGGUGGAGGCUUGCCAAUGAGACAAAGAGGUAGCUUGUCACUUAAGGGAUACAACUCCAAAGCAGAAGAAGAAACUAUAGCCCAUAUUAUGCCGAAAGCUACUCCUGAACUAACUUCAGGUGUUGAUAAUUUUGAUGUUCCUCAUUCUACGGCUAAUAAAAGUGGAAACAGGAACUCACAAACCGAGAAAGUCCUGGAAAAAAACUCUGUGCUCGAUAUCAGCUAUCUGUAAAAGAUGAUAAAGCUAUUUACAAUAAGGCCUCUGUAAAUUUCCAUUGUACAUUUCUUUAAAGUUCUCUGUGAUACCAGUUUGCUUUAGAACUUAUUUGUAUUGAUGGAAACGUUUGUGUCACAAUUCAUUUUGAAAAACCAUAAAAGUUGGAAUGUCAGACUGUAAAUCAGAGCUAGAACUGACAUGUAAAUGUUUAACUGUUCAAGACAUGGAAAAUGUAAGUAUUUCCCAAUGCUUUUGUCUUUAUGUUUGCUUAGACUUUAAAAAUCACUAGAGAAUGCAACCAUGUUCUCAUCAGACUGCCAGGUUCAAUUUUCUUCACAGAAGAGGCUCAUAAGGGUUAAAACUCACAUUUAGAUAGGAAGGGCUUUUUUAAACGCAUUAUUUCCAAAAGCAUCAGUGUGUAUUGCUGGUACUCUAAAGGUAAUUUCAACUUUUUUAAACAAGGAACAUCUGAAAUGGCUUUUUUCGCUGCAUGAAUCAGUUCCCCUGUGGUAGAUGCCAGUUAAUGACCUACUGUGAAAUGGAAAUGCCUUCUGCAGGCUUCAAACAGAUAUCAUUUGGGCUUUUUAUGAAGCAUAAUCUAUACAUUCUCUGGUAUUUAGACUUAAGCAUUAUUAUAUCAAAGUCAUAUAUUGACCAAAAUGAAUGAAAUAAUCUGUCACCUUUUAGAAAGGAAAGUCAAAGCAGAAAGUCAUCAGAACAGUACUUCUUAAGUUUCCUUUCAAGUUGAAUCUGUUCAGUUACAUUGCAGUAGCAUGCCUUUAAUGUUUUGCAUGAUUAUUUGGAGAUAAAGGAGCAGAAACUGCAUUUAAGUGUUGAGAAUUUUACUCUUAUUGCCUGGGUAACUUAAAUUAUGUCAAUGCAAUGGUCACUGUAUUAGUGUUGUAUUUCGUAUUGGAAUAUGUAAUAUAUGCUUUAUUAAAGACGUUACAAAACCAUGACAUAAAUGUUAUAUAUAAAGAUAUAUUUGUAAUUCUGUGUGAAAAUUGAUAAAGAAUGAAAUCUUGACUGUUUUUAGUGUUUGCAUUUCACCUAAUAAAGGUUGUGUUGUAUACUUUGUCACUUGAAAUAUUCUGAAACUCGUACACUGAAGCAAACAGAAGGUAAAAACACAAACAUUUAUUUUGGAAAAGUGUUUCAAAUGCAACCCAAGCAGACGGCAAGAAAUAUUCUGGCUGGUUUGUCUAGCUGUUGAAUAGAAGACAAAUACCGCCCUCUAGUUGUAGCCAUGAGGAAUGCAUGUUUGAUA